UUCAAUAUGUCAGCCCCCUGCUCUUGAGCGUGGAUUGAGCAUGUGGCAUUGUUUUGGUUGAGCAGCGCUGUCACUUCACAUUCGAUAUGUCUCGAAUUGUCGUGAAAAACCUUCCUAAAAAGAUCAAAGAAGACCGGCUUCGGGAGUUCUUCUCUACCAAAGGAACGGUGACCGAUCUGCAACUCAAGUACACGAAAGAAGGUGUCUUCCGACGUUUUGCUUUCGUGGGAUUCAAAGAUGAGGCCCAGGCCGCUGCUGCCAAGGAGUACUUCAACAAUUCAUACCUGGACACUUCCAAGCUUCAGGUGGAGCUCUGUGCUGCACUGGGUGAUUCCCAGAAGCCUCGCUCGUGGAGCAAGUACUCUGCAGACAGCUCAGCCUACCAACGUCUCCACCCGGAGGCAAGAAAGCCCAAGCCAGUCAAGGAGCCGUCACCAAGGAAAAGUUUUGCAGAUGAAUUCUUGAAAGAUCUGGAAGGCAAUGAGGAGUUUGAAGAGUUCCUUCAAGUGCAUGGCACGCACAACAAAGCCACCUGGGACAAUGACACAUGUGCUCCAACUGCUGACGGAGAUGCCAAGAAAGUCAAGCCAGCCAAGGUUUUGCCGCCUUCCGACUCGGUAGCCAGUGACAAGGAGGACCAAGACGAAGAGGAAGCUGAAGAUGUCUCCAACAAGACUCCUGCAAGCAAUGAGACCAAGAAGAGUGACAUGCAGCAAGUUCCGCAGCAAAAACAAAAGCCCAAGCUACCAGUACAAGAGUUUGCCUACACAUUGAAGGUCAAGGGGCUUCCUUACAAGUGCAAAAGGAAACAAAUCAAGGACUUCUUCAAACCUGCCAAGGUGGCCAGCAUGCGACUUCCACCGAGGGUCAAAGGCAUUGCCUACCUGGGCUUCCAGAAGGAGCAGGAUAUGAAGCAAGCACUGAACAAGCACCACAGCUUCAUGGCUGGACACAGGAUAGAUGUCACGAAGUAUGCAAAGCAGACAGUACCUGAGAAAAAAUGGCGAAAGUUUGAAGAUUUGGGUAACCCACAGGAGACACUGGCAGAUACGGGGCGCAUUUUCAUUCGGAACCUGUCCUACACAAUUACCGAAGAAGAGCUGGAGGAACUCUUCAGGAAAUAUGGCCCUCUGGAAGAACUGCACCUCUCCAUUGACCGUGUGACACGUAAGCCCAAAGGAUUUGCUUUUGUCAGCUUUCUCUUUCCCGAGCAUGCAAUCCGGGCCUUCACUGAACUGGAUGGCCAGAUGCUUCAGGGCCGGCUUCUCCAUCUGCUGCCGGCCAAGGCUAAGAAGUCUGAAGAAGAGGAGGGUCAGGGAACGGAAGCCAAGUCUUACAAAGACAAAAAAGAAGCGGAGCUCAAAAAGUCCAGCGGGAGGAGUCACAACUGGAACACCCUUUUCUUAGGAGCCAACGCCCUUGCCGAUGUCAUAGCUGAACGUUAUGCCACCUCUAAGCAAGAACUGCUUGGCACGGAAACAGGCGAGAGCGUGGCUGUGCGCAUGGCCUUGGGCGAAACACAAGUAGUGGCCGAGACGCGGGAGUUCCUCGAGAGCAAUGGUGUGGUGCUGGACGCGUUCAGCCGGCCAGCCGCUGAGCGCAGCAAGACCGUCAUUCUAGUCAAGAACCUGCCAGCCAAGACACCACCCAAAGACCUCCACAACGUCUUUGGAAAGUUUGGUAUCCUGACCAGAGUGGUCCUCCCACCUUGGGGAGUAACAGCUCUGAUCGAGUUCCAGGAUCCCACCGAAGCACGAGCUGCGUUUCGGCGGCUCGCUUACUCAAAGUUCAAGCACGUACCCCUGUACCUGGAAUGGGCGCCCACUGGUGUGUUUUCUACUGAGAAGAAGAGUGCAGACACAUCAAACGCCAAGGCGGAGCUGAAGGCAGAGGCUGUGGAGCAGAAGCAUGCUCAGCAACCUGCGGAGGAAGAGGAAGCAGAGGAGGAAGAAAUGCCACCAGAGCCAGACACAACCCUGUUUGUCAAGAACCUCAACUUCUCCACCACCGAGCAGACUGUCAGAGAGCAUUUCGAGCAGUGUGGCCCUGUUCAUGAAGUCACCAUUGCAAAGAAGAAGGACACCAAAAAUCCAGGCCAGCUUCUGUCCAUGGGCUAUGGCUUUGUGCAGUUCAAGCAGCAACAGGCAGCAAAACAGGCGCUCAAGCAGCUGCAACACUCCAAGCUGGACGGACAUGCUCUCGAGCUCAAGAAGUCCGUGAGGGCCACCACCAAAGAGGAUGUGGCGGCCGCCCAGCGCAAAAAGGUGACGGAUCUCGGCAAGGAAGGCAGCAAGAUCCUGGUGCGCAACAUCCCUUUUCAGGCCAACGAGAAGGAGGUGAAGGAGCUCUUCAGCGUGUUUGGAACCCUGCGAUCUGUCCGGUUACCCACGAAGCUUGCUGCUGGUGGUCGUCAUCGGGGCUUUGGCUUUGUUGACUUCCUCACCAAAAAUGAUGCCAAGCGUGCGUUUGAGGCCCUGUGCCACAGCACCCAUCUGUACGGCAGGCGCUUGGCACUUGAGUGGGCUGCCACGGAUGACCAGGAGGUGGACACGCUGCGCAAGAAGACUGCUGACCACUUUCUCCGCGGCGGUCCUUCGAGCAAGCGCCUCAAGAAAUCCGAUCUGAUGGCCACGCUGGACGCUUCCGGUCAGCAGCCUGAUGCCGACUGGAACCUCUAGCUUUACCUGAAGGCCUCAUUCCGCUGCACGCAACUGUAUAAACAGACGCGAACAGGACUUCCAGGCAAAGGCUGCAGGAUUUCCUGUCGCUGUGCGUGGACUUCGUUGUCCGCUUGUAUGUCACUGAGAGAUCGUUUCACUGCGCCACGUAUCGGUGUCAUCAACGCUGCCGGAGCUUGUGUCAAGAUGUCCUUCUGCAACGUAUUUUGCGCUCCGUUCCAUGGCUGUCCCAGUUUCUCUGCUCGUCAUUUGUGCAGGGGCAUCAGCAACAACGAAGAAAAAAAAAAGGAAGAAAGAAACGGGCAUUGGGGCCUUCAAACCUUUGCAGGCGCGUAUUAAUCAGGUGCGAAGUGUGUGUGAGCGUCUGUACAGGUGGAGAAAUAAGUGGGCGAAGCUCCAGCACAACGCAAGCACGCGAUUACUUUUUGCGCCAGCAGAAUCUACGUCAUCAUCUGGAUAUCGGUGCGCACAGUCUGGCUCGUCACCUGAUCACUUGAGUUCUUGCCGGCGUGCUUUGCUAUUUCGUCAACACUUCGCAAGAUUCUUUUAAGCAAAACAUGUCCGUCAAUGCAUUUUGUAUAGUGAGAUCUCUGGGAAUAAGAUAACAUGGUGGAAAUAAAAACGAUGUUUUUUUUUU
Molecule: messenger RNA, 3315 nt
Organism: Dermacentor andersoni
Lineage: Eukaryota; Metazoa; Arthropoda; Arachnida; Ixodida; Ixodidae
Product: probable RNA-binding protein 19
Cellular component (GO): cytoplasm; ribonucleoprotein complex; nucleus
Molecular function (GO): mRNA binding
Source: RefSeq, a predicted model, not a curated record